This is a messenger RNA of Petromyzon marinus (sea lamprey), 1504 nucleotides long. RefSeq names its product cell growth regulator with ring finger domain 1 (gene CGRRF1). Gene Ontology annotation, biological process: negative regulation of cell growth. The record is from RefSeq and is a predicted model, not a curated record. Lineage: Eukaryota; Metazoa; Chordata; Hyperoartia; Petromyzontiformes; Petromyzontidae.
GUGACGUCACGGGGAUGAGGCGGCUGCGCGGUCGCCAUGGAGGGCGAGGAGGAGGCUCCGCCACCGCUGUGGCUUCCCGUGGGCGCCGCGCUGCUCGUGGUCGCCCUUGCGGCUCUGGCUGCCAGGGUGAUGGCGCGGUGAGGGCAGCGACCGACCUCUGCUGGGGUGGCACUGGGGUCUCCCUGUCAUUCUCGAGCAUCAUUCAGGAGAUCUUGGCGCCUGGCCCGUUGUACCCGAGACGAGCAUGCAGCGGGUCUCCAGCGUGUUUGCCCUGGACAUAGCAGAUUCAAAUACGGCCUCCCUCGCAGGUGGCGUGACGCUGUCCGUGCACUGCCUGGUGCCGUGCGUCCUCACCUGCUACUGGGGCUGCGCGCUGGGCGCCGUGCACGCCGUGCUGCAGGGCCACGCGCGCCGCCUCCCAACGCUCCGCUCCCCGCAGCAGAUGGAGAUGGCGCUGGGAGGUGAUUACCUCCACAGGGAGCAAUUUGCAAUAUCAAAAGAUGAGAAGGUGCUGCAGAGAGUGGAGCUGCCUGACGCUCUGCGGGGGGGAGACCUGGGCGGCGUGCCCAGACUCCGCUACCCGCUCGUCGUGCUGCUCACCCACGCCGAGCACCGGCCACAACCGCGGGCUCCGGACAUGGUGGCCUUGCUGACAUGCGUGCACCUGCCAGACCCUGUACAUAGCGUGUCCUGCCGGGUGCUGCACCAGCUGUUGCUCACACACUCUGGGCUCUCGUAUGAUCUGAAAAGGCUGUUCAUGUCAACAGAUGCGCCCGAGGAUUCGCAAAGCGAUGAGGGCGUGACCUCACAGGUGUUGCCCGAGGUCAGGGCGGAGGGGCAAGUCGCUGCCCAGGACGAGGAGGACGGUGAUGGACGGGGAGGCGCAUGUCGAGACUGCGUGGUUUGCCAGAAUGCCAAAGUGAACCGGGUGCUCCUGCCUUGUCGGCACACGUGCUUGUGCGAUCACUGUGUGCAAUAUUUCAGGCAGUGCCCAAUGUGUAGACAAAUGAUACAGUUUUCCUUCCCUUUAAACCCUGAUUAAUAACAAGAGAUGUUCUGCUCAGUGGACCGGCAUCGAAAUCGUGAAAGAAAGAGGUGAAUGAGAGCAGGUACUUUUGGAAAGAUGAACGAUUUUAAUCAGUGCGUGAUAACCGUGGUGACGUACGGAUCAGAAACACAUUAACGAUAAAAUUGAAUAAAAAUUGAAAAGUCCCCCAAUAGGCCAGGAGAGAUGUAAGGUUACAAUUACAUUGAGGAACGAAGGUGGAAUGCGUGGAUUAGAGAACAGAGGUUAAUGACGUUGGUUAGCACGAUUGGCUACUAACAGUGCAAAAUAAGUUCAACAUACAUUGACACCGUGAAGAAAAGUGAGUGGAGGUGGGCUUGGCCAGAACACUCUGGGAGAACAGAUGAUGGCUCAUGGUCAAGAAUAAUAAUGGGGUUGCAACCAAUGAAAUGUGUCUAAGAGCAUGUCCACAGAGGAGAUGGGAGUAGUAAAAAGUAU